Molecule: messenger RNA, 1362 nt
Organism: Linum trigynum
Lineage: Eukaryota; Viridiplantae; Streptophyta; Magnoliopsida; Malpighiales; Linaceae
Source: the annotation of a GenBank genome assembly
GCACACAAUAAAAAAAAAAAAAAAUUCGGUCCGGUUCCCGCAUUGAAAGAUCGGUUUCGCGGCCGGCUACUAUUAACAAGUUCCUGAACCGAAAUCAAACAUAUGAUCUCCUUGGGGGGCUUACACGUGGAUUUCCCUGGUGUUGCUGCUGCUGUGCCAUCUCUUCUCGCCCCCCACGCGUCCCAUUAUCAAUGACCAUCCCCUUUUCUUAGCUUUCGACUUCCGCCUUCUUUCAUUUUAUAAUUUUUAUUUUAAUCGAAUGUUAUCUUCACUUCUCCUCCUUAUAAUCCCUCUUUCUUUAUCUUCUCCUAAAUAAGAAUCGCUUUGAUGGAUGGCUGAUUCCACCUCCUAAAUUCCCUCCGUGCAACACAAAAGAAAAGAAAAAAGAACCAGAAACUUAAAAUCUCCCCUUACCUUCCUUCCCUCUCAUUACGAUUGAUCAUCGCGUAGCUACAACAAAAUAAACCUCUGAUCAAUUUCGAUGGAUUCUCAAAUCAAUCAGCGCACAACCACCGCUUCUGCAUCCGACAACACCACCACCACGACAAUGGCGAACAAACCAGCGGCGAGAGGUGGGAGGAGGGAGAAGAGGAUGGCGAUGGCCAAGAGGGGCCUGCGGUCGCUGGCCGUGGCGGUGGGCCUCCCUCUCUCCCUCACCUUCCUCAGCAUCUACUUCCUCGACCGCGGAGGAGGCUACGGCCGCGGCAGCGGUGAGGGCGGCCAACACGUGGCGGCGUUCUGGUUCCCGCCGCUCUGGCUCGUCCACGCGACCUGCCUGACCGCGGCGCUCCUGAUGGGCCUGUCGGGCUGGCUGGUGUGGGCCGAGGGCGGGUUCCACAAGCAGCCCGCGGCCCUCUACACGUACGGGGCCCAGCUCGGGCUCAGCCUCGUGUGGGGGCCCGUGGUGUUCGGGCUCGGUGCGCCGUCGUUGGGGCUCGUCGUCUGCGUCGGGGUCCUGGGCGCGCUGGCCGGGUGUUAUCGACACUUCAGGGGGAUCAACCCGAUCGCGGCCGACCUCGUCAAGCCGUGCUUCGCUUGGGCUGCCUUCCUCGCCGUCCUCAAUCUCAAGCUCGUUUCUUCCUGCGAGGAAGAUCAGUUGAUAUAGACAGAUCCAUCGGACUGAGGAACAAUUUGUGUUUUAUGUGUUAAUUUUGUGUUUGCUUCUUUUUUUUUUUUUUGUAACUCGUGAAUGGGUCUGCAAUAGGCGGGUUGCCGAGGCUUUUCUGGCCACCUGUCUGGUUUUGGAGGCUGUGGUAGUUGUUUUUUCUUCUUGUUCCCAUUGUAAAAAGACAGAUAAGGGAGAUGUGUAUAACAUACUGGCAAGCAAAAUUUCUGGAGUUUGGAUAAAUGAGCUUGAAAUGG